GUGAUUUAAAAUAAAGGUGAGAAGUGGACGUUGUUACAUAUAAAAGAGGACAAUAACUAGGUGGAAAUAAAUACAUUUUUAUUUCAAUCAGGAGAAGACCGAUCUCGUCACUCAAGAAGUGUAGCAUCUCGUCAGCCCAAAAACCUACUCGAACCACUCGCAUCGGUCUACAGACGCUUCAGUGGCUUUUGUCUGCGUUCGGUGCUAAAGCAGCUGCCUUGUAGCGCCAUCGCUUCCUUCCAACUGAGAGAAAAAUAGCCUGGUCUCCAUCCAGAUUGAUACGCUACAAUAGCGACUGCACUCUGGGUUCCAUGUGGACGGAAGGGAGUCACUGUCCGAAGUCGGCCCCAAUUAAGAAAUAAAAUAUAUAAUAUAUAUAUUUUAAAAAAACGUUUCUUCAAAAUGUGUACGCCUUGCUGCAUUUCCCAGCUGGCGUGCUGCUGUGGCUCGGCGGCUUGCUCUCUGUGCUGCGGCUGCUGCCCGAAGAUCAAACAGUCCACCGGCACACGCUCCAUGUACGCGCUCUACUUCCUGCUGGUCACCGUCAUCUGUGUCAUCAUGAUGUCUCCCACCGUGGAGCAGGUCAUACGGGACAACAUCCCGUUCUACACGGAGAUGUGUGACACGCUGAGCGCUGGGGAGAACUGCAGUACGCUGGUGGGCUAUGCGGCCGUGUACAAGGUGUGCUUCGGCAUGGCCUGCUUCUUCUUCCUCUUCUCCAUCUUCACCUUCAGAGUGCGUGUUAGCACGGGCUGCCGAGCGGCUGUGCACAACGGAUUCUGGUUAUUUAAAUUCAUUGUGCUACUUGGCUGCUGUGCUGGGGCAUUCUUCCUCCCUAACCAGGAAAUGUUCCUCGAAGUGUGGCGGUACGUGGGCGCGGUCGGUGGGUUCAUAUUCCUGCUCAUCCAGCUCAUGCUCCUGGUGGAGUUCGCUCACCGAUGGAACAAAAACUGGUCAUCAGGCAUUAACUACAGCAGGAAGUGGCACGUGGCGCUGGGCCUGGUCACCUUGCUGCUGUUCACGGUCGCUGUGGGGGCACUGGUGUUCAUGAGCUGGUUCUACACCCACCCUGAGGCCUGCACCCUCAACAAGAUCUUCCUGGCAGUCAACUCCAGCCUCUGCCUCAUCGUGUCCCUGCUCGCCAUCUCACCCUUCAUCCAGAGACAUCAGCCAAACUCAGGGCUGCUGCAGCCGGCUGUGAUCAGUGUGUACGUCAUGUACCUGACCUUCUCUGCGCUGUCCAGCAAGCCCAACGAGAUGGUGGAGCACGAUGGAGUUAACGCCACGGUCUGUGUGUUCCCCUUCAACUCCGGCUCUGAGAGCGACAACAAUAUCGUGACGGGCGUGGGCACGGUCAUCCUGUUCGGCUGCCUGCUGUACUCCUGUUUGACCUCUACCACGAGAAGGAGCUCAGCAGCAUUGCGAGUGUGCAGGACAGCUAUGCCAGAAAAUGAGAGGGCCCGGUGCUGUUUCUGUUGUCCCGCAGACGAUGGGGAUGAUUAUGACGAUGAUGAGAGGAAAGGUGGAGGUCAGAACGUGAAGUACGAUGAGAGGGACGGAACGGUCUACAGCUAUGCCUACUUCCACUUCAUCUUCUUCCUGGGGUCGCUCUACGUCAUGAUGACGGUCACCAACUGGUUCCACUACGACAACGCCAAGAUCGAGAAGCUGCUGGACGGGAGCUGGUCGGUGUUCUGGAUCAAGAUGGCGUCAUGUUGGGUGUGUCUGGUGCUGUACAUGUGGACGCUGGUGGCUCCCAUGGUCUGUCCAAAGAGGUUCGAGGCCUGAGGCCUGCUACCUGCGGAGGAAACGCUUCUGUUCUUUUCCCUUUCUUUUUAUACGUUCUGAAUUUAACCCAGCGUGUUUUGUUAUUUUAUAUCUUUUUAAAAAAAUAUCUGUUGCGCAUACUGGAUAAGCUAUUGUUGCCUGACAGGCUCGUUACUUCUUUUGUGUUUUUUAAAGGGGUGCUGUUACAUUUUUCUGUUGUUUGUCGUCCAUUUUGCCCUUUCCUGAGCCGUUUCGAUUCUCGGGCUGGCUGGGCCGUGGGGACAGGAAGUGCUCAGGUUCACAGGUUCCGCCGCCAGCGGCUUUUCCGUAACAUCACAUCCUGUUUGUAGAAGAAGUAUUCUAUGCAACAGAUGGUGUUGUAUUUCGUUUUUUAAAUCACAGCUUUUAGUUCCAUAUUCGUCUUCCGUGGAAUAUGUUUUUCUGUUUUAUUUGGCUUUUGUUUGGACACACUAAAGUAAUUUUUGUAGUAUUUUUACAUUUUGUAUUUUUCCAAAUGAAGUGGCUGACUCUUAUGUAAAUGUAAAAUGUGUGGUCAGUUUGUAUAUUUUGUUAGUGGAGCUACAAUCAUUGUGGUUAAGGAUGUGUACAUCAUCUCUGCCUGUGCGGUCAUGAUGCAGUUUUGGGGAAACAGAGUUCAGUGGCCUAAUAUCUCAGGAUUUGUGCUUCAAAAUGACCAAGAACAAGACUGUGCUUUAUGUGUAUGUGUGUUCAAAAUAAAGUGUAUUUAUUACACAGAGUAAAUGUGCACAAAACA
Conger conger (European conger) is the source of this 2542-nucleotide messenger RNA. It is a transcript of the gene serinc5, whose product is annotated as serine incorporator 5. The record is from RefSeq and is a predicted model, not a curated record. Lineage: Eukaryota; Metazoa; Chordata; Actinopteri; Anguilliformes; Congridae. Gene Ontology annotation, cellular component: membrane. The transcript has 12 exons. Bases 403 to 1788 code for a protein of 461 amino acids.